Molecule: messenger RNA, 2169 nt
Organism: Arctia plantaginis
Lineage: Eukaryota; Metazoa; Arthropoda; Insecta; Lepidoptera; Erebidae
Source: the annotation of a GenBank genome assembly
AUGAAUGAUUAUGGUUUGAGUCAAGACCUUGCCAAUAUUGAUUUUAGCCCCGUCUAUAAUCUAUGUAAUCCAAAUUCAUCUUUAGAAUAUUUCAUUAAAAGUCUUCAAACUGCAAUUAUAAAUAACACUACACGGGUAUCACUCUCCAAACGCCACAAAAUUAUCAAACCUUGGAUGACACCAGGUUUGCUGCGAUGUAUCAGAAAUAGAGACAAGUUACACAAAAAAUCUAAUCAUAUACCGAGCAAUGAAAUCUUAAAACGAACAUACACUCGCUACAGAAAUUUCUGCAAUGCGAUACUAAAAAAGGUUAAACGAACGUACGAAAAAAAUCUACUACAAAAUGCUAAACAAGACAACAAGAAACUAUGGAGAGCAAUAAAAGACAUCACGAAUACAUCACAAAAACAUUUAGACUCUAAAGAAUUGCUAACGUUAUCUACUUCACCCGAAGAAUCGCUAAAUAAAGUCAAUAGUUAUUUUAUUAAUGUAGGAAGCUCACUAGCAAAUAAUAUAUAUCAGAAAAACUUGCACACGUUGAAUAUGAAUUUCCAAAAUAAUCAUACAGACACCACUGUUUGUAAGUCUUUUGCCCUACUUGACACGUCUGAAUCAGAAGUAGAACGCCUGAUUGAGACCUUAAAAACGGAUUGCGCUAGCGGUUGGGGCCUUAUUAGUAACAAAAUUCUCAAAGCACAUAAGAAUAUUUUUGUAUCUCCGCUUACAAAAAUAUUUAAUGACUGCCUUCAAUUGGGCGUCUUCCCUGAUUCUCUAAAGAAAGCUGUAGUGUGCCCGAUCUUUAAGGCAGGCGACAGAAAUCGUGUCGAAAACUACCGGCCAAUAUCCAUCUUGCCUUCUAUUUCAAAAAUACUUGAACGUAUUAUAAACGUGAGGCUUGUUAAGUAUUUGGAAGGUAAUAGUUUGUUAUCAACUAACCAGUACGGUUUUCGAAGAGAUCAAUCAACUGAUCUAGCCGUCAAUAAACUCACCGAUUAUAUAACAUCAAACUUGGAUAAUGGUAAAAAAUGCCUCACUAUUUUUCUAGAUUUAGCCAAGGCCUUUGACACGAUUUCUGUUUCCAUCCUGUUGGACAAACUCGAAAGACUAGGUGUUAGAGGAAUGCAAUUAAAACUUUUUAGGAGUUACCUAACUGGGAGACUGCAAUGUGUUCGAGUAGGAAGUCAUAAAAGCGGUAACCUUGAGGUAUCGCACGGGGUUCCACAAGGCAGCAUACUUGGCCCUACGCUUUUCCUCGUGUACAUAAACGAACUUACAAGCUUAAGACUCUCCAAAGGCAUAAUCAUAUCUUUCGCGGAUGAUACUGCACUUUCCUUUAGCGCCAACACUUGGAAUGAGGUUUUUGUUGCUGCACAGGCGGGUUUUGGUGCUGUUGGGGACUGGCUUGAUAGAAACAUCCUUACCCUUAACGUAGAUAAGACGAAAUAUAUCUGCUUCAGUAUUAAGGGUGUCAAGGAGAAUUUUAAUAAUCGUAAAAUCGUAUCACAUCAAUGUCAAUCCGGCUGUAACUGCUCGUGCCCCACAGUGGAACGUGUACAUGCAAUAAAAUAUUUAGGCGUUAUCAUGGACAGCAAUCUUAACUUUAAAGAACACAUAAAGGUAAUGUGUGGAAGAGUAAGAAAGUUGAUAUAUGUCUUUAAAAAUCUCAGGCAUGUUGCUGACCCCGGAUUGUUGAAACAGAUAUACUAUUCUCUUUGUCAGUCGCUCUUGACGUACUGCAUCUCUACCUGGGGUGGCGCCCUAAAAACAGUAAUGAAACCGAUCGAGAUCGCACAGCGUGCGAUAUUAAAAGUCUGUUCCUUUCAGCCCAUAUUCUUCCCUACUACAAUGCUGUACCAGAUAGCUGGAGUUCUGACAGUUCGUCAACUAUUUAUCCUAAGCGCUUGUCUGCUACAACAUAGAAAGCAGACCUUUGACCCACAACUUUUGGAAAAACGAAGAAAAAAUAUAGUUUGUCCCCGACUAGCAACUUGUAAAACAAAAUUUGCCCAACGUUUCGCUAAUUUCAUUGCCCCUUUUAUAUACAAUAGAAUUAAUAGAGCUAUAAACAUAUAUCCCUUGACAAAAGUGCUACUAAAGAAACAGGUAUGUGAAUACUUACUAAAGCUGAAUUAUGAAGAAACGGAACUACUCCUAUAUAUAGCUAAGUAA